UUUAUAAGGCAUCAGUUUGACACCAAUCACCUUCCACAUUCUCUCUUUGAUUUUCUUUUUCAUCGUUAUUUCAAUUCGUCUUCCCACUUCUUGUGUAUAUCAAGCAUUUCUUUUCUCUAUAUCUAUAAAACUGCUUCUGCUUUCGGUUAUCAAAAUUGUGGGUUGGGGGCGACUUGGUUUUCUUUAAUGAGCAGAGAUGGCUGUGAUGAUGGGAUAUGGUGGUGGUAAUAGUUUUGCAGCGAAAAUGGAGGAAAGUGCUUUGAGAGAAGCUGCAACUGCUGGGAUUCAAGGUGUUGAAGAAUUGAUAGGAUUGAUGACAAAAAGUCAACAGCUUUACAAUCGAGAUGCUUCUUUUAAAACUUCCUCUCCUUCAGAUUCUGAGCCAGCUAUGGAAAUCCAAGCUGUAACAGAUAAGACGGUUAAUUCCUUCAAGAAGGUUAUCUCUUUACUGGAUCGACCGAGGACUGGCCAUGCUCGAUUUAGACGUGCCCCUAUUAGUCCUCUCCAACAAGAAGAGAAACAACAGCAACGAGAGUCACAACAACGUGUGCAGACUAUUCAAGAGUCGGUAACUUCUUCUGUUCAAGUAACCAAAGAUCAGGUGUCUGCUUUUAAGCCUUUUUGUCCAACCCCAGGUCAUAGGUUGCCUCCUUUACCUCAUAAUCACCACCAGAGUAAAAGCAGUCCUCUUCUGGUGACAAAGUCUGGUCUUUUGGAGAGAAAUGAAGCGCCUAGUACUAUCAAUUUCUCAUCUUCGGCUCCCUUUUCUGCUGGGAAUUCUUUUAUGUCUUCAUUGACAGGGGAUACUGAUAGCAUGCAGCCAUCUUUCUCUUCUAGCUUCCAAUUUACUAGUCCUUCCCAUAUCCCUUCUUCUGGUAAACCUCCUUUAUCUUCCUUUUUGAAAAGGAAGUGCAAUUCCAUGGAUGAUGCUGCUCUCAAGUGUGGAUCAUCCUCUGACCGUUGCCACUGCUCCAAGAAAAGGAAACAAAGAGUGAAGAGAGUCAUUAGAGUUCCAGCUAUUAGCAACAAGAUGGCUGAUAUUCCUCCCGAUGAUUAUUCCUGGAGAAAAUAUGGCCAGAAACCAAUCAAGGGUUCUCCUCAUCCAAGGGGCUAUUACAAGUGUAGCAGCGUAAGAGGCUGCCCUGCAAGAAAACAUGUAGAGCGAGCUCUAGACGAUGCAAGGAUGCUGAUUGUAACAUAUGAAGGAGAUCACAAUCAUAGCCAUAACAACACAGACGAGCCAGUAGCUUUGGUCCUGGAGUCAUCUUAGUCCCCACCAUCCAACGGCCCUGAAAUGGUCAUCAAAUUGAACCAGACCCGUUAAAGGGCAUAUCUUGAAAGAUCAAGCUAUUCGUAGGGUUUGUUCAGAUGGUCAACUUAGAGCCAGGCUGUUUCCAAGAAGACCAGAAGGUUGAUUGGUGGGUACGCUAGCUGUUUAAAGAAACAAUAUAGGAUUCCUUGUUUUUGGUUUUAGCACAAGACUUGGACCAAAAAAGAAAUAGGCAUAGAUUAGGAGAUUGUGGAUUUGGUGGGAGUUGAAACAUGCAAGUAGUGGGGGUUUUCUUUUUCAUCUUUCUAUUUUUUAAUGUUCUUAUACUCAAUUACCAGAAUCUUUUUUAGCUUUAAUAUAUAUUAUACAAUAUGGUGGAUCUUGCUGAGGCUGCUCUCACUUUAUUUUGUUCCAAUGUCCACUAAACCCCUGAAUUCUGAUCCACUAUUUUAUUUCAUGAGGCAAAUGGGUGUUGCAGUAAAUUAACAGAUCAGAAAUUUUCAUUUAACAUUUGAUGGUGUCUUGCAUGUGAAGGUUGACUUGAUACUGAAUUUAAGAGUGUGAUAAAGAAAGGAAAACAAAAAACUAUGGUGGUUCUUUUGUCAGCUUGUGAUUGUUCCCAAGUUCAAAUUCUAUGAAUUUUGUGGACUGAGGUUGCAAUCAUGGAUUAAUGGUCGGAUUUGGUAGUGGUAGAGAAUCAAUAUUGUUGGGUUUUUGGUUUAUUGAGAGCUCCAUUUCAAAUUGGAUAAUAAUAGUAAGUCAAACUGGCUGGUCUGGCGUGUUGAUAUGUUUGUCCCCCACCCCACUCCCUUUUUUUCUUCCAAUUUGAACAUCUGCUGUCUAUUUUCUUUGCUUUUCCAAGUUUUUCAGAUUAAGAAUUUAGAAUAGCAUUUCUAUUUUCUUGUUAUUCAAUCGAUAGGGUUAGACAUUGCUUCACAAAACUUUUACUAUUUAGGUCAAACUUAAACUGUACUCUACGAAUAUUUUUCUACCGUUCUUCAUUGCAUUUGAAUUUCGAAGCCUAUCUUAAAUUCAAAAGAAAAGUCACAUUCGUUUACCUAUACUGCCAGGAGGGUUCAAGUCUAUGCUCCUUGAGAAAUGUCCUUUUGAAUUUCUUCAUUUAUGACCGUGACGAGUAUUUGCUAUAUUUGAUUUCUUGACCAAUGGUGAUUCCCUGCCAUCGCUGUCGUCUACUCAAAGUUGCCAUGUUCACUUUCAACAAGAUGACAUGCUACUCUCUUCUUUUGGGAGAUUGAUUUAACUCCUUUCAAAUUCAACCUUCCUCUUUUCCAACUAAAAAUCUCCAUUCAUCAACAACAAAAACUUGUCUGGAAUUUAUGUAAUCUGUCACAUGCUAAAAGCCAAAAAAGAUAAAGUUCAAAAUCAAUUACGAACCUUGUUUGACAUUACAUUUUAAAUUCAAAUCGGUUUUCAGAAAUUCAAGUACGACGGCAAGGCAUCAUAAAUUUGAGCUCCACACAAGAAAUUUUAAGCCAUCCUUGUUGCAGGUUUUGUGUUAUGAUUUUGCAGAUAGCACCCAAACAAGAUGCUGGUUAUUCAUGCUUUAAGCUCUGUUCAUUUCUUUUUGUUCAAGUAUAGCUGAUAGAAUUUGGUCAAUGAAACCUUUCUCCAGAGUGGGAAAGGAAAAAGUGAAAGGUUGAAUCUCAAAGACAAAACUUUACUUUGAAACCAAGAAAA
Durio zibethinus is the source of this 2968-nucleotide messenger RNA. Its product is annotated as putative WRKY transcription factor 7. The record is from RefSeq and is a predicted model, not a curated record. Lineage: Eukaryota; Viridiplantae; Streptophyta; Magnoliopsida; Malvales; Malvaceae. Gene Ontology annotation, molecular function: sequence-specific DNA binding; DNA-binding transcription factor activity. Gene Ontology annotation, biological process: regulation of DNA-templated transcription.